Molecule: messenger RNA, 1259 nt
Organism: Poeciliopsis prolifica (blackstripe livebearer)
Lineage: Eukaryota; Metazoa; Chordata; Actinopteri; Cyprinodontiformes; Poeciliidae
Product: transmembrane protein 237A-like
Biological process (GO): cilium assembly
Cellular component (GO): ciliary transition zone
Source: RefSeq, a predicted model, not a curated record
AUGCCGACGGUGAAGAGCAAGAAGAAGACGAGGAAGGAGGUGACUGAGGCGGAGGAGCAGGGCGAAGCGGGGCUGGAGGUGGAGGCGGAGGACAGGAGCCACUCCGACAGCAGAGACCGUCUGACCCCGGAUCUGCACGACGCAACGCCGCACAAGAAGAAGAAGAAGAAAAAGGCGUCAACUAUUGAUCAGGAAACAGAACACGGGGAUGUGCCAAACGGCAGCACGGCCGAGGCGGUCGGGGAAGGAGAGGAGAUGACUGUUGCCGUCACCAGAAAGACAAAAAGGAAGAAGAAGGCGAAGGCGACGGAGCACUACAGCAAUGAUCUGGAAGUCGAGGACGAAGACAUCAUCACCGACGCUCAGUCUCCCAUUCCGCAGCAUUCCCUGUUCUCCGCCCCCCACGGACACAGCCAGCCGGUCGGCAAAGUUUUUGUGGAGAGGAACCGGCGUUUCCAGGCCGACCGAGUGGAGCAGCUCAGGCACUCGGAGCUGACUGAGGACUACAUGGACCCCAGGCAGAUCUGGACCACCAGGGACGUCUCUCUGAAGGUUCACAACAGCUUCAGGGUGGUCGGUUUGUUCUCUCAUGGGUUCCUGGCUGGCUAUGCGGUAUGGAACAUCAUCGUGGUGUACGUGUUGGCCGGCGAGCAGAUGACCACGCUGCACAACCUGCUACAGCAGUACCACCCUCUGGCCUACCCGGCUCAGUCUCUGCUCUACCUGCUGUUGGCCAUCAGCACCGUGUCCGCAUUCGACAGGGUCAACCUGGCCAAGACAUCGAUGGCCUUGAGAGGCUUCCUCACUCUGGACCCGGUGGCCGUGGCUUCCUUCUUAUAUUUCAUAGCCCUGAUACUGUCCCUCAGCCAGCAGAUGACCAGCGACCGCAUCAACCUUUAUCCUUCGGCCAAUGAAACUCUGUGGCCUCCAGGUUCCGAGCAGCAGAUAUUGCGGCCGUGGAUCGUGGUCAACCUGGUGGUGGCGCUGUUGGUGGGUGUCGCAUGGGCUGUUGUGUCCACGCGCCCAGACAUCGACUACACAGAAGAAUUUUUGAUGACGAUGGAGGUGGAGGGUUUCCCCAGAGGAGAAGAAAACCUGGACAUCCCUGCCUAAAACCAGACGUGUUGAAUCUAUGUCAGCCUGUGUACUAGACUGGAAAUCGAACGGCUAUUCGAUCUAUGAUUCUGUUUGAGUAAAUGUGUAUUAUUUGUUUGCUGAAUGUUAUUUUGUAAAUCAAUAAAUGAGUUUAUGUACGGUCA